GCUUUUCACUUGACGCUGGCGCCUGCGUCUGGCGCUGUCCGGCUCUCCUCUCUUCCCACACAUAACUCUUCAGUGUGUCCCUCACCACCUGCGGUUCACCGUCUACAACAGCGUUCCCUUUGCAGUGUGAUGGCAGGCUGGGCUGCCUCUGCCUCUAGUUGGACAGAAACACACGACUUUGAACACACACUCAGCCCUGCAGUCAACUGAACCUCCACGAGUCCUCCUGUAAUUCCUCAUCAGAGGGAAAAUGGAAAACGCCAACAACGAGAGGAUUAAAAUGUCCUGGACCAGCUCACCUGAGGCUCCUUCACUUUAAACCCUCUAUUCACCAAGUUAUUCCAUGGCUGGGAUUCAGCAGCUACCUGUGAACUAGCUGACAGAUGUUUGCUGAAAGUGUCUGUCUGAGGGAACAUUGAAAAGUCCAGAAAAAGAAAAAAAAGACGACCUUGGCUGUCAAGAGUGUGUCUGUGGUUAGGUCUGUAAUCAUGGGGAAAGAACAGGAUCUGCUGGUGGCGGUGAAGAGCGGAGAUCUUCUGCUGGCACACAAACUUCUCUCCAAAGUCAAGUGCAACAAAACCAAGUUGCUGGGCUCCACCAAGAGACUCAACAUCAACUACCAAGACUCAGACGGCUUCUCAGCGCUGCACCAUGCUGCUCUGACGGGCACCACCGAGCUGCUGUCUCUGCUGCUGGAGGCCCAGGCCACGGUGGAUAUCAAGGACAUCAACGGCAUGCGUCCCCUCCACUACGCAGCAUGGCAGGGUAAAGCAGACUCUGUCUUAUUGUUGCUGAGAGCCGGAGCUUCAGUCAACUCCCCUUCUCUUGAUGGACAGAUACCGUUACAUCUCUCUGCUCAGUAUGGACACUAUGAGGUGUCGGAGAUGUUGCUGCAGCACCAGUCGAAUGCCUGCCUGAUGAACAAGGCCAAGAAGACUCCUCUAGAUCUGGCCUGCGAGUUUGGAAGGCUGAAGGUGGCUCAGUUGCUGUUGAGCAGCAACAUGGUGGCUGCACUUUUAGAAGGGGAUGGAGGGCACGACAGCCUCGACUCUGCGACCACCACUCCCCUCCACCUGGCAGCCAGGAACGGACACAAAGACAUCAUCAAGUUGCUGCUCAAAGCCGGUAUCGACAUCAACAGAGCCACCAAAGCUGGGACGUCUCUGCACGAGGCCGCCCUCUACGGCAAAACUGAAGUCGUGCGGCUACUGCUAGAUGCGGGCAUCAACGUGAACAUGCGCAACACGUACAACCAGACGGCUCUGGACAUUGUCAACCAGUUCACCACCUCCACAGCCAGCAGGGAAAUCAAACAGCUGCUGAGAGAGGCAUCAAGCUCUCUCCAGGUCAGAGCGGUGAAGGACUACUGGAACCUCCAUGACCCCACCGCUCUUAACCUCCGGGCUGGAGAACUUAUUAUGGUCUUGGAGCAGCACUCAGACGGACGCUGGAAAGGGCACAUCCAUGACACCCAGCGGGGGACGGACCGGGUGGGCUUCUUCCCCCCUUCAGUUGUGGAGGUCCUCAGCAGACGAGCAGGGGGCACUCUCUCCCGCCAAGCCUCAAUGCCUUGCCAACGACAACACUUUGCAUCCAGAGCUCCUCUCUCAAGCCACGGCUCCGCCCCUCAGACUGACGACUCAUACACCCAUGGCUAUGAUCCCACAGGUGCUCCACCUGACAGUCAGCUCUCAGCCCCAGCUAGACCCGCUAGCCCCACUCAGGACAUUUGGGUCCUCAGGAGGUCUCCCACCGGUGACAGAAACAGUGUUGGCAGUGCUGGCAGUGUGGGCAGCAGCCGCAGUGCCGGUAGCGGCCAGAGCUCAGAGAGUGGCCACAAACAGAACGGGACUCAGAAUCGCCACAAUGCUGACAGUGCCAAGCUUGCUCCCUCUGCUGGUGAAUCAGGAGAUCAUCUCCACAUUGCAGCAGCAGACCACAGCAAACAGGCAGAUGGAACUGCAGGUGGUUCCCGUCGGCAGGUCAACGGCACUCCUCAGAAAGGAUUCAUGAGGCCAGAACAUCUUCUGGAGGGCAAGGACUCUGAGGCCAUCUACCAGUGGCUGUGUGAGUUCCAGUUGGAGCAGUACACGUCCAACUUCAUCAGUGCAGGAUAUGAUGUUCCCACCAUCAGCAGGAUGACCCCAGAGGACCUGACGGCCAUCGGAGUGACCAAACCAGGUCACAGAAAGAAGAUCUCAAUGGAAAUUGCCAAGCUGAGCAUCCCUGAGUGGCUGCCUGACUACAUUCCUUCGGACCUCGGGGAGUGGUUGAGUGUGAUUGGAUUGCCUCAGUACCAGAAGAGGUUGUGUGACAAUGGCUAUGACUCCAUCACUAUUGUCAAAGACAUCACCUGGGAGGACCUGCAGGAGAUAGGCAUCACCAAACUGGGCCAUCAGAAGAAGUUAAUGUUAGCAGUGAAGAGACUUUGUGACCUGCAGCGCUCACGUAACCAUGCCGACAGAGCUGGAGGUGGGACUCUCCAACGGAAGCCCCCUGCUGCUCUAGAGCUGGUGGCCAUCGAACACAUUCGCUCUGACACUCCUUCUGACGACUGCUGCCCCUCUCCUCGCACCCCCAAAGCCCUCCUCUCCUUCCAGGACAGCGAGUUGAGCGCCGAGCUGCAGAGUGCUAUGAUGGGCAGGGUGGGCGGAGGAGGUGCCGAGGCGUUCGGCAUCAGGGGCGUGACUUCUGCUGCAGUUAUAUCUGCCAUGUCAGUGAGUCAGGAGAGCAUUAGCAUGCGAUCGCGUGGAUCAGGGAAUUCGGGGAAUUCCGGAAAUUCGAAUUUAGGAUAUUCUCAAGAUCAUCAAGCGGCACCAUCUUCAGCCAGGACAGCCAGCCGGUCAGAGGAGAGUCUGGGGAGUGGUGCAGGGGAGGAGGCCAAGCAUGGAGAAAGCAGUCCUGGAGGCAGAAGUAGGCAGAGACCCACAGAGAUGUGGGACCACCACAGUCGGUCUGCUACCCCCAACAAACUACCCUUCUCCCCCCUGACACCUCCACUAACCCCCAGCAAGAUGCCUCGCUUUGCCUACCCAGCUGUCCCACCCAAAGCCAAACACUUCCAGUCACCCAACCGCCUCUAUCAGCCUCAGCACCACCCGCCCUCCUCCCCUUCCCCUCCAUCUCCGCAGCCUUCCCCCACACAGAAGGCUUUCAGUUACCUCGGUGCCCAGACAGUGGCCAUCAAUGGGGGUCCACGGGUGCUCCCCAAGCCUCUGCCUGGAGCUGUCCCCCUGUUGGGACCCCGUCAAGGACAGGACCGAACUAAUGACACCCAGAAAGGUCCCCACAAGAAGCGUGCCCAAAGCCUGACUCGUUAUGCUCUGUCUGAUGGUGAACCAGAUGAAGACGACGACCUCGCUCCCCCCAGUACCUCUUCUUCUUCUUCUGCUGCCAUGCCCUCCUAUGCCACCCUGUCACGCAGACCAGGACGCGGGCACACGAGCACCGCAGGGACCCAACGGCACAUCAACCGCAGCCACUCGUUUGCCGUGCGAUCCCGACGCAAAGGCCCACCGCCGCCGCCUCCCAAGAGGAUGAGCUCGGUUAGCGGCAGCCCGGUGCACCAAAUGGGAAACGGGAAAGUGGUGGAGGCAGAGGUAAAAGGAGCGGUGGAGAUGGAGAGCACAGGCAGCGUGAGGAGCAUCGCAGCGAGGUUAGAGGGAAGCAGCAGCAGUCCAUCCAAGAGGAUAGAUAUUCCACCAACUCACAUCCCAGUGUCACCUGUGUUCAGCCCCGUUUCCUGCCCGUUUCCACCUGGGAUCUCUCCCCACAGUGGCCUCCAGCACUCCAAACCUGUCCCUGUUCUGGGCGUGGGGGGCCUGAGGAGGACAGGAAGUGAGAGGACAGAUGUUGAGGCUGGCAGACAUAGAGGUGGAGGCACAGACGGAAGCUUUGAAGAGAGAGAGAAAACGAAGAAAAGUGAAAGAACAUCGAAGAGUGCUUCUCCAUCUCCAAAGCACACCUCCGGUGGCCACCUCCCAUUCGCCGAAGAAGGCAACCUCACCAUCAAACAGCGGCCCAGGAUCUCAGUUGUUACUCAACCAGAAGCUGAAUUAAAGAGUCCUCCAGAGGGUCCAAUCCAGACCCCAAACAGCCUGGAGCUGCCAGAGUUCAACCUGAAAGAGUCCGACACGGUAAAAAGACGCAAACCCAAAGACUCGUCGACACCCGAGGAGGCCACCCCCAGCAGAGACGACAACCACUCACGUACCAACAGUCUCCAUAAUGAUGCCAGCACGCCAAGCGACAAUGAAUCUCAGCGGCCGGGGAAUGUGUUCCAGAGAGUAGGCUCCAUGGGGAAAGGCCCAAAGCCUCCAGUGUCCUCGAAACCCUGCAGUCCUUUCAAACAACCGCCUACAAUCCCCCAGAAAACAAUGUCUUCAGUACCAUCCAGUGCACAAACAUCCAUUCCUAAACUUACCAGUGUACAAAUUCACACGGUCUCUCCAAAGCUGGGUGGCAGUGUACACACACAGACAUGCAUACCCAGUCCCAAACCUGUGAAACACCAACAGAACGUGAUGUCCAUGCCAGAGAGUCUGCAGAAAGCUUCUGGUUUACCUGUUUCAAGACUCCCUCAGCCCAGCACAGCCUCGGCAUCAACAACAGGACCAAACUUCACCGUUGCUCAGAGCAUUGCGUUCGCUGCUCCGUCCUCCCCAGCUCCCGUCCCUUCACACCCGACCUCGGCACUACCGUGUCAGGCAGGAAAACCUGGGACACCCUUGCCUGGUGGGUCUGGUCUGGAGGUGUUGGCUCAGAAGAGACUGGAACAAACCAGCACGUCACUGGAGGCUGCUCUCAAGGUGGUGGAGAACAAACUGGCAGAGGGUGGCAACGUGGAUGGCGGCAGCAGCACAGUGAAGGCAGCCGGAAACAUUCUGGAUGACAUCGGCAACAUGUUCGACGACCUGGCUGACCAGCUGGACGCCAUGCUGGAGUGACAUCCUGUGUGCCUCCAGCAGAUAAAGCAUGGACAGAAUCCAGUGAACGGUCGAUCAGGAUGAACCUUUGAUGGUGGCAAGAGCGGAGACGGAGGACGACUUUGGACGAGUCCGUAGGUGAAUGUUUGAGGAUUUCCUGCACAGCUUUUCCUCAACAUUUGCCCAGUUUUUUUGGUUUUUUUUCUCAACGCGAGCACUUCGCCUUAGGACACACACCUGGGAAUGUUAUUGGAACAGCAACAAACAGCAGCUACAAGAUCAGCUUCCAGAUGUCCGUGUGUGUGUCCUGCAUAUUAUCACUAAAGGGAAUGAGGGUCCAUUUUACUCACAUGUUACCUAAAUGUAUAGAAGAGUCUAUGGUGGCACUGUGUACGUAUGUAGUCAGAUAUCUUUAUACUGAGUAUAUUUAUACUUCUAUAUGUUUGUUUUUUAACAAAUGGACUGUUUCUAUCAUACUGUUGUAUAUGAGCAUUACUGUGUUAUAUAUAUAUAUAUAUAAAUAUGUUGCUGCUUGUUGUCUAUAACACGGGGAAAUACUGUUUAUUGUACUCAGAGCAGCGUAUUCCAUCUGUAUGUACGAGACUUGAUUUGACAUGUUUUUACCAAAGUCUUUGUCCUCCUCUGUCAGUGCAGUGAGGUCACAUCGUUCUUUAAAUCAUUACUGUCGGUGAACAGACCGCGGAGCUCGCUCAGCCUCCCACUAACUCACAGUGUGGAAGAUUUCACAGCUCGCCUCAGGGUGCUAUGAAGUGAAUUUACUGUAAGUUUCCAAAGAAUGGAAGAAACAUUUCAGCGGUGGUCUGUACAAAACAUUUCAAGUUAUCUGCAGGAGAAAUGAACACUGUAAGAUUGGUUAUGUACAGAGGAGUGUUUGCUACACACGACAGAGUCUGGAGUGUGUCACUUAAUAAUUGAUUUAUAUUUACAUUUAUGACUUAAAGUUAAUCCAGCACGUGCCUUUGCAAGCUGAAAAAGUCUGCGGCUCCUCGUUCAUGAUCGGCUCGUUGGUCUUGGUCACUUAGUGAUUAGUUCUCCACCUCCUUCUUUCCAAAACACACCAAUAAUCAGAAAGCACGUCUGUAUAAAGAGAAGAACAUACAAGCAAGCAGACGGCAGCACAGCGACGACGAUUCAGCCACUGUAAACUUUUUAACUAAGCACAUUUGACUUUCCUGCUGUCUGUCUCUGAUUUGAUUGGUUCACAGAGCAUCAUCAGAGGGAAUUUGAUGAAUUAAUUUGUUAAUUUGUUAAUUUGUCAUUCAGGGACAGAAUAGGAGAAAAAAGUAUAAAAUAAUUGAAUGAAAUUUAAAAUAUUUUUAAAGCAACAUUUGAACUAUUUGGCACACUCCAGACUCCAUAUUAGAGCACGGACCAAUGAGCUCAUUUUACUGUUAACUCUGGCUUUUGUUGUUGAUUAAUUACUGUUUGUUGACAGUUUGUCUCUCCUACAUGCACAAGCUGAGCGUUGGGUUGAUAAACCCAGAGUGACCGGGAGCAGCUCUGUGUGACGCGUUCAGGAGCAGCUCUGUGUGACGCGUUCAGGAGCAGCUCUGUUACAGCAGCUUUAACUGAAGCCAGAGCGCACAUUGAAGAACGAGGAGCUGCCAUUCAACAAGCAGAACUCUGAAUGUUGACUGUUCAUGUUCACCUCCUCCUCUCCUCCUUUUAUGCACCGCACAGAAAGAUGCUUUUAUUAUUAAUCCAUCUACUGUCAUUGACUCAGUGACAUGCCAUACACUUACUGUGCGAUGCCUGUUUGAGAGCCACACUCUGUCAGUGAGGCCAGUAAAGAGAAGCCAUUAUUACCAUCAGCCAUCUUUAAUCCUUCGUUUGAGGGGUGCAGUGUAAAGAGCUGGCAUGUUUUUAAGAUGUUUUUUUAAGGUGUGAAGCAUUCUGACAUGAAAAAGUUGGAGCACUGUUGUUCCUAUGUUCAUCCUCUUCAUUUGUAAUAAUUCUGUAUCAUCCUGGAAAUGAUUAAAAGGAGAAUUUGUACUGA
Larimichthys crocea (large yellow croaker) is the source of this 6942-nucleotide messenger RNA. RefSeq names its product CASK interacting protein 2 (gene caskin2a). The transcript has 22 exons. Gene Ontology annotation, molecular function: protein binding. Bases 489 to 4946 code for a protein of 1485 amino acids. NCBI's taxonomy places the organism in Eukaryota, Metazoa, Chordata, Actinopteri, Sciaenidae. The record is from RefSeq and is a predicted model, not a curated record.